UGUGGCCCUGGAGCUGCUGUCCUCCCAGGAUGGGUUUCUUGGCUCUGGUCCUGGGUUCCCUGGCCGCUUGCACAGUUUGGGGGCACCCACCUUCGCCCCCUGUGGUGGACACCAUGCAGGGCCAGGUCCUGGGGGAGUAUGUCAGCCUAGAAGGCUUUGCACAGCCCGUGGCCGUUUUCCUGGGAGUCCCCUUUGCCAAGCCGCCGCUCGGACCCCUGAGGUUUGCUCCUCCACAGCCUGCAGAGCCAUGGACCUUCGUGAAGAACACCACCUCCUACCCUCCUAUGUGCUCCCAAGAUGCCAUGUCAGCCCAGGUUCUCUCAGAACUCUUUUCCAUCAGAAAGGAGAACAUUCCUCUCAAGUUCUCUGAAGACUGCCUUUACCUAAACAUUUACACUCCCGCAGACUUGAGGAGGAAGAGCAGGCUGCCGGUGAUGGUGUGGAUCCAUGGAGGUGCUCUGGUGGUAGGCGGGGCAUCAACCUAUGAUGGGCUGGCCCUCUCUGCCCAUGAAAACGUGGUGGUGGUGAUCAUUCAGUACCGCCUGGGCAUCUGGGGAUUCUUCAGCACAGGGGAUGAACACAGCCGGGGCAACUGGGGUCACUUAGACCAGCUGGCUGCGCUGCGCUGGGUCCAGGAGAACAUUGCCAACUUCGGAGGGGACCCAGGCUCCGUGACCAUCUUCGGAGAGUCUGCGGGAGGUGAAAGUGUCUCUGUUCUUGUGUUAUCUCCCCUGGCCAAGAAUCUCUUCCACCGGGCCAUCUCUGAGAGUGGUGUGUCCCUCACCUCUGGCCUGGUCAAGAAAGACAUCAAAGCCACAGCUCAGCAAAUCGCUACCUUUGCCGGCUGUCAAACCACCACCUCGGCGGUCAUGGUGCACUGCCUGCGCCAGAAGUCGGAGGAGGAGCUCCUGGAGACUUCGCUGAAGAUGAAGGACGUGGAUGUGAGCGGGGAGGGCAGCAUGGACACUGUUAUGUCCUCUUCCCAGAGCCAGCCCUUCCUGUCCUCUGUGGUUGAUGGAGUGCUGCUGCCGAAGAUGCCGGAGGAGCUUCUGGCUGAAAAGCAGCUCAACUCCGUUCCGUACAUGGUCGGAAUCAACCAGCAAGAGUUCGGCUGGAUUCUUCCAAUGAUGAUGGGUUACCCGAUCUCUGAAGGCAAGCUGGACCAGAAGACAGCCUCGUCACUCUUAUGGCAGUCCUACUCCUUCACUAACAUCCCUGAGGCACUGAUCCCAGCGGUCAUUGAGAAGUAUUUAGGAGGGACAGACGACCCUGUCAAAAAGCAAGACCGGUUCUUGGAUUUGCUGGGAGAUCUGGCAUUUGGUGUCCCAGCUGUGACUGUGGCACGUGGCCACAGAGAUGCCGGCGCCCCCACCUACAUGUAUGAGUUUCGGUAUCGCCCAAGCUUCUCGGCAGUCACGAGGCCCGAGACGGUGAUAGGGGACCACGGGGAUGAAAUCUUCUCAGUCUUCGGGGCUCCAUUUUUAAAAGACGGGGCCUCCGAAGAGGAGAUCAAACUCAGCAAGAUGAUGAUGAAAUUCUGGGCCAACUUCGCUAGGAAUGGGAACCCCAACGGGGAGGGGCUGCCCCAUUGGCCUGUGUAUGACCAGAAGGAAGGGUACCUGCAGAUUGGGGUCACCACCCAGGCUGCCCAGAAGCUGAAAGAUGAGGAAGUGGCGUUCUUCACCGAGCUCCUUGCCCAGGACACAGCCAGGACGUCACCCCAAACAGAGCGUAUUGAGCUGUGAAGGGGAGGCCCAUCCAGCCUCCACGAUCUGGGGGAACUUAGGGGUAAUUCUACAGAAGGUGUUUAUGGCCAAAAAGGUACCUUAGUGUCUGGUGGGAGUGGACAGAGACCACGAAGGGGGAGCUUCUACACCUGUAGCCUUAAUUUUGGAAAUAAUGUUCUUUCGGUGACCAA
Molecule: messenger RNA, 1918 nt
Organism: Myotis lucifugus (little brown bat)
Lineage: Eukaryota; Metazoa; Chordata; Mammalia; Chiroptera; Vespertilionidae
Product: liver carboxylesterase 1-like
Exons: 13
Coding region: 30-1745 (571 amino acids)
Biological process (GO): lipid catabolic process
Cellular component (GO): endoplasmic reticulum; lipid droplet
Molecular function (GO): carboxylic ester hydrolase activity
Source: RefSeq, a predicted model, not a curated record